This is a messenger RNA of Ipomoea nil (Japanese morning glory), 966 nucleotides long. RefSeq names its product phosphoprotein ECPP44-like. Gene Ontology annotation, cellular component: membrane. The transcript has 2 exons. The record is from RefSeq and is a predicted model, not a curated record. Lineage: Eukaryota; Viridiplantae; Streptophyta; Magnoliopsida; Solanales; Convolvulaceae. Gene Ontology annotation, biological process: response to water. The coding region runs from base 133 to 756 and encodes 207 amino acids.
AUAAAAGCCCCCAUUGGAGAACUCUUUCCACCACCUUCACAUCCAAGCAUAGAAUAUUAUUGUAGAAACAUAUAUUAGAGAACUCUUUCAAUCUUUUCAUAUUUUUCUCCUUUUUUGUUGAGUGAUUUUGCCAUGGCGGAGGAGUUCCACCAUAACAAGCCCGCGGAGGAGCAAGUGGUUGAGGACAGGGGGUUGCUUGACUUCUUGGGGAAGAAGGAGGAGGAGAAGAAGCCCCACUGCGCGGAGGAGGAAGCCAUUUCCGGCGAGUUUGGGGAGAAGGUUCAUGUCUCCGAGCCGCCGCAUGGGGUGGAGCAUAAGGAGGAGAAGAAAAAGCUCCACCGCUCCUCUAGCAGUUCUAGUAGCUCUAGCGAGGAGGAGUACGAGGAGGAUGGAGUGAUCAAGAAGAAAAAGAAGGAGAAGAAGGGGUUGAAGGAGAAGAUCAAGGAGAAACUCUCCGGCGAAUCAAAGGAAGAAGUUGACACCAGUGUUCCGGUGGAGAAAUGCGACGACGAGGAGCCGGAGGAGAAGAAGGGGUUCUUGGACAAGAUCAAGGAGAAGCUCCCCGGCGGAGGGCAUAAGAAGGCGGAGGAAGAAGUUGCUCCGCCGCCUCCUCCGGCACCGGCAGCAGAGCACCACCACGAGGGGGAGCCCAAGAAAGGGUUCUUGGACAAGAUCAAGGAAAAGCUGCCUGGGUACCACCCAAAGACUGAAGAAGAAAAGGAGAAAGAGAAAGAGAAAGAUGGGGAAUGCCAUUAAGAAAGCUAUGCAUGCUGGGGCUGGGGUUGCCAUGAUUGUGCUGUUUCUUUGAUAUGAUGGUCGUUAUUAUUAUUUGUAUCUUUUGCUUUUUUUACUUUGUUUGCUUUGUUCUGUUUAAUUCCCUUCGCUUUUGUAUUUUUGAUGAUGAAGGAGAUAUGGUUUGCUGUAAGUACUUUAUGUGCUUAAUAUCAACUUGAUUAUUCCUAUAUA